Coprinopsis cinerea okayama7#130 is the source of this 1656-nucleotide messenger RNA. RefSeq names its product carotenoid ester lipase. The transcript is spliced from 13 exons. The coding region runs from base 1 to 1656 and encodes 551 amino acids. The record is from RefSeq and is a predicted model, not a curated record. NCBI's taxonomy places the organism in Eukaryota, Fungi, Basidiomycota, Agaricomycetes, Agaricales, Psathyrellaceae.
AUGCUCUCUUCACUGUUGGUUGGCUUAGCCCUGCACGCCGCAUCCGCGUACGCUGCUCCUAGCCUCGCGCCAACAGUGCAAAUCAGUGGAGGCACCUUCGUUGGAGACCGUGGACUCACUGUUCACAAGUUCCUGGGCAUCCCCUUUGCCCAUCCUCCUGUCGGCAAUUUGCGUUUCCGCCUGCCACAGCCGAUUGAGAGCUACAAUGGUACUUACGAUGCCAGCAAAUAUGGUCCAUCGUGUCCCCAACAGGCCGUUAGCUUACCUUUGUUGAGGGGCCUCCCCGCUGAGGCCGCCGACUAUGUUGUCAAUUCGGUAUUCAAACAAGUCUUCCCAGACGACGAAGACUGCCUCACGCUCAACAUCGUCAAGCCCGCCACCGCGGGCCCCAAUGACAAGCACCCUGUCCUUGUGUGGAUCUUCGGAGGCGGAUUCCAACUCGGAAGCACUUCUAUCUCCCUUCCUCGUCUACGCAGGUAUGACGGCUCAGGUGUUGUUGCUCGUUCUAUCAGCCAGCGGGAGCCGGUCGUCUUCGUGAGCAUGAAUUACCGUCUCAAUGGCUUCGGAUUUAUGGCUGGUAAAGAAGUUCGGAAUGCCGGCGUUGGGAACCUUGGUCUGCACGACCAGCGGGAAGCCCUCCGAUGGAUCAAGAAGCAUAUCUCGGCCUUUGGCGGUGACCCAGACAAGGUUACCAUCUGGGGAGAGUCUGCCGGUGCCAUCUCUGCCGCCCUUCAGAUGGUCGCCUUUGACGGAAACAGCGAGGGUCUCUUCCGCGGCGCUUUCAUGCAAUCCGGAGCGCCUAUCCCCGUCGGACCCAUCGAGAACGGCCAGGGCUACUAUGACGACGUCGUUCGCGACACCGGAUGCGCUGAUGCUACCGAUACUCUCCAGUGCCUCAGGACCGUCCCAUACGACAGACUUAAGGCUGCCAUAGACUCAACUCCAGGAAUCUUCGACUACCAGUCCUUGCGCCUUACUUGGCUUCCCCGUGAAGACGGCGUCUUCCUCACUGACGAACCGCUCAAGUUGGUUCAGCAAGGCAAGGUUGCCAACAUUCCCUAUGUUAACGGGAACUGCGACGACGAAGGAACCUUGUUCUCGAUCGCAACUAUGAACGUUACUACAGACGCUGAAUUCAGGUCUUGGCUUGGUGGUACCUUCUUGCCCAACCUCUCGGCCGAGCAAGUGGAUGGAAUCGCCAGACACUACUCUCAGCGACCUUCGGAAGGCUCACCGUUCGGCACCGGUCUCCUCAACGCAAUCACCCCGCAAUUCAAGCGCUUUGCUGCCUUCCAGGGUGAUGGUGUUUUCCAAGCCCCUCGCCGAUGGUUCCUGAGGCACACUGCCCACAAGCAGAACGUCUGGGCUUAUGUCAGCAAACGCUUCAAGGCGCUGCCUGUUCUCGGAGCUGCCCAUGCCACUGAUCUGGCGAACAGCUUCUUCGGCGGUGAGAUGGGCGAACACAUCAUUCGCUUCACCAACAAGCUCGAUCCCAACGGCGGUCUCCUCGACUUCAACUGGCCCAAGUACAAUACCAACACCAAGCAGAUGUUGGUUUACAGAGACGGUGUGGUCCCUCUUGCUAGGACCACGGACGACUACCGUGAAGAAGCGAUGAAUUAUUUGAUGGAAGUCACUUUGGCCAACCCCGUUUAG